CUCAGUUGUCUAACGUUCAUCUGCAGGAGGUCGGGGGUUCAAUUCCCUCUGCGGCCCGUUUUGUUUUCGGAGUGUCUCAUGCCCCCCCCCAAGUUUCAAGACUUUUCCCCCAACAGUGGGAAUUUCCUGUAUGCAAUACGGGGAUCCAUAACUGCGAGAACUCAUGAGCUGCCGCGAUUUUGGUAUAUGAUGUUCAAGGAUGUCAUUGCACUAUCAAGCUGCUGUCUAUUCACAUCUAUUACCUAGGGGCUGAUCAGCACUGAAUGUGAUGGAGAGAACAGAGCAUGCACAGAUUGCCUAGGUAAUGGCACACGAUCAUCAGCCAUUUCGUUGCAUUCGAGCCUCAAGGUUGUCUUUGACGCGCUCGAACCACUCUUCUGCGAGGAUGCUGUACACACAGACAUCCGUGUAUCCCCCACAUUUGAUAUCAGACCAAGCGGCGCGUCUGGUCCCUUCGAGCACGGCACCAGCCUUCUCCAGCCAUCCCCGCAUCCCCGGAUUGUCCACCGACGUCUGGAACUGCGCGCGAUGGAGCAUUCUCUCCUCGAACGCAUACACCAGGACUGUAUGCAGCGCGUCCGUCGCGAAGCCACCGCGGAACAGGUCGGGGCUGAUGAGGAUCCCGACCUCGCACGACCUGCCGUUGUCGUCGAUAGCGAAGAUGCCCGUUGUGCCGGCAAACACGGAGUACAGCCCCGUCGUCGGAUCCUGUGCGUAGACGUUGAAGUCGACCAGCGAUGGAUCGGGGUGGCGGGACAGCCGGCGCGUGCGCGCAUCGGCGGUCGUGGUCUCGUCAGGCCAGAACCGGAGGUACUUUUUCGUGUCUGAGUGUGAGCGGAGGACAGCCGUGAACUCGUCAUCCGCCUCUGAAGGGGGAACCAGGGCCGUUCGGCCGGUUUUCGAUGGGAUCGUGCGGUCGAGGAUCAUGGUGGGAGAGAAAGAAGAGAAUGAGCUCGAGCGAUGGAACGAGCCAACUGCAUGGUUGUUUGUUGCUUGGCUUCUCCUCGCCCUGACUCGACUGGCUGGCGUCGGAGUUGGUCUCUGAUGCAGACUUGGAGGAGGUGGCAGUGCCUGUCAACAACGCGUUGAUCAACCCUCCAGUUGACCACCACCCACGAUGCCGAAGAUCAAGACGACGAGGACAAAGCGGCCGCCAGAGGGGUUUGAGGAGAUUGAGGCCAUCCUGGACGACUACGCCAAGAAGAUGCGCGAUGCUGAAAACGAGUCACACGAAGGCAAACGCAAAGCCGAAUCUCUCUGGCCCAUCAUGCGUAUCUCUCACACGCGUUCACGCUAUAUCUACGAGCUCUACUACAAGCGGGAAGCGAUCUCCAGAGAGUUGUAUGACUGGCUGCUAAAGGAAGGUUAUGCUGACGCAAACCUGGUCGCCAAGUGGAAGAAGUCGGGGUAUGAAAAGCUGUGUUGUCUGCGUUGCAUUCAGACCAAGGACAUGAACUACCAAGGCUCUACAUGCGUCUGUCGAGUUCCGAAAGCGCAGUUGCGUGCAGGUACCAUCGUUGAAUGCGUGCAUUGUGCUAAUUUCCCAGCAUCGAAAGUCCCCACUUUGUUGUGGCGGAGUGAUCGGAACGUCGCUUGGCGCGGCUCCGUCAUGGGUUUGCUGGCCGAGCAAGUAGUUCAUGUCGCGAGAAGUCUCACUGCCAGGGCGGCGGCCCCGCAACAGGCUGGCGUUCUUUCUGGCGCAAAUCCCGCAGCCUGGGACGCGGCUGACCCCAUCAAGCUCUGGGUCAUCCAAGUUAUCAUCAUCACGGGCAUGACUCAGAUCCUGGCGCUCAUUUUCGGACGGAUCCGUCAGCCGCGGGUCAUCGCAGAGGUCAUUGGCGGAGUCAUCCUCGGGCCGUCCAUCAUGGGCCGCAUUCCUGGAUUCUCCAAGACGAUAUUCAACACGAACUCGAUGCCCCUGCUCACGCUCACCGGAAACAUCGGACUCGUGUUCUUUCUGUUCCUUAUCGGGCUCGAGAUUGACGUCCGGCUGGUGAAGAAGAAUGCGCGUGUCUCCGCUGCCGUGUCGCUCGCGGGUCUGCUUGUCCCAUUGGGCCUGGGUGCUGCGCUUGGCGUGGGCGUGUACCGCGAAUUCACGAACCACACCGUCAAUUUCGGAUACUUCAUCCUGUUCGUCGCUGUCGCCGUAGGGAUCACCGCUUUCCCUGUACUCUGUCGCAUCCUCACGGAACUCAAACUACUCGAUACGCCCGUUGGAGCGAUCGUUCUCGCUGCCGGAGUGGGCAACGACGUCGUCGGCUGGAUCCUGCUCGCGCUGACAGUCGCCUUGGUGAAUGCGUCGACGGGAUUGACCGCGUUGUACGUCCUGCUCGCUAGCGCAGGAUUCGUGCUGUUCCUGCUUUUCCCUAUCAAGUGGGCUUAUCUCGCGCUUGCAAAGCGGACGGGCAGUUUGGAGCAGGGGUCGCCGACAACCACAAUGAUGACCAUAACGUUGAUCAUGACGCUGUUUUCGGCCUUUUUCACCGACAUUAUCGGCGUCCAUGCCAUCUUCGGUGGAUUCCUGGCAGGUUUGGUCAUCCCGCACGAGAACGGGUACGCGAUCUCGAUGGUGGAGAAGAUGGAGGACUUUGUGGCCAUUUUGUUCUUGCCGAUCUACUUUACCUUGUCUGGGCUGAGAACCAAUCUUGGCCUGCUCAACGACGGGAUCACAUGGGGAUACAUCGUCAUUAUCUGCUGUGUCGCCUUCUUCUCCAAGUUCAUCGCUUGCGGGCUCACUGCGUAUGCGGCCGGGAUGUCAUGGCGGGAAUCUGGUGCGAUUGGGUCUCUCAUGAGUUGCAAAGGUCUCGUGGAGUUGAUCGUGCUGAACGUUGGCUACACGGCCGGGAUCUUGGAUCAGCGGACGUUCUCGAUGUUCGUGCUGCAUGCGAUUAUCUUGACUGUCAUGACCACUCCCCUGACAAUAUUCUUCUACCCGGAGCACGCACAGACUCACGAAGGAUCGUACCGGACACCUGUCAAGACCGAUGCCGAGUCUCCACGAUCUGCACCGGCUGACGAACAGCUCAAGACCAGGUUCUCCAUCGUGCUGGAAAAGAUUGAGCAGCUGCCCGCGGCCAUGGCCAUCUCGCAGCUUCUGCAACCGGUAGCGCACUCUCCUCCGUCCUACGUGUCGAGCGUUGCCGAGGAAAAAGCGGUCGAGGCACAUGGCAUAUCUCCUAUUCCGGGGGCAAACGUCAGCAUCGACGCGCUGCGCCUUAUCGAGCUGACGAACCGAACGUCGGCUGUCUUGCGAUCGCAAGAAUCCGAUCAUCUCCUGCACAACGACCCCAUCCUGUCGAUCUUCCGAACCUUCGGGACGCUCAAUCGCCUUUCCGUAUCUGCGGCAUUGUCCGUCGUGAACUAUGAUGAGUUCCCUGAUGCGAUCGCGCAGCAUGCCCGGAACGCCGACUCGCAGAUGGUUAUCCUGCCGUGGGCGCGGGGGGCGACGUACGAGGAGGACGGCGCGAAGAAUCCGUUCGACGGGGUAUUUAAUCGAUCGGGAUCGCAGGACCAGACGAGCUCUGUCGUGUACUCUGAGUUCAUCCGCAAGGCGUUCUUGCACUCGCCCACCGACGUUGCUCUGUUUGUUGAUCGUGGAUUGAGCUCGGGUGCCCCCGGCGAUCAUUUCCUCCUACUUCCGUUCCUGGGCGGGCCCGAUGACCGGCUGGCGCUGUCAUUUUUGGUCCAGUUGUGCGCCAACUCGAAUGUGCAGGGCAAGGUUGUGUGGAUCUCCAAGAUGGAAGGCGGAUCGUUCGUUGCUGGCGGUGAAGCCACACAUGCGACGAUGGCUGCUGCGGACACCGUCUACGGCCCGCACACGACCCAGACGCGGAUCGUGUCAGACACCGCCGACAACGUGCUUUGGGAGCGUUUCUCCGCCUCGCCCCGCCUGAUCUUUUCGAAAGAAUCGAGUCCCCGGCCCCUCGCUCGCAUCGCGGAACUGGUGCAGGCUGAGAUCGCCGUGCGCUCGAACGCGAUCGUUUUGCUCGGGCGGUCCCGCCGGAUGGCGGUGGAAUCGCACGCAGCUGAGCUCCAGGCAUUGACCAGCAGUAAGGGCGCCGUCGUCGGCUCGUCUGUUGCCAAAACUCUGGGAGACGUCGGCGCCGCUCUUGUGGCUUCGGGAACGUCCGCCAGUCUUUUGGUUCUGCAGGCUGCGGUGGCUUCGAAUUGAUGAGGGUGAACAAGAUAAGACGAGGAUAACGAUGUUGAUGAUUAUGAUACCUGAGCAUCACUAGCAAUGCGAAUCGCGUAACGAGAUAUCUGCUUCGAUCGUCUUACGGGGUCAGCUACAUAGAUAUACUU
This is a messenger RNA of Mycena citricolor, 4302 nucleotides long. NCBI's taxonomy places the organism in Eukaryota, Fungi, Basidiomycota, Agaricomycetes, Agaricales, Mycenaceae. The record is from the annotation of a GenBank genome assembly.